This is a messenger RNA of Laccaria bicolor S238N-H82, 1077 nucleotides long. RefSeq names its product glycosyltransferase family 8 protein. The record is from RefSeq and is a predicted model, not a curated record. Bases 1 to 1077 code for a protein of 358 amino acids. The transcript has 2 exons. Gene Ontology annotation, molecular function: glycosyltransferase activity. NCBI's taxonomy places the organism in Eukaryota, Fungi, Basidiomycota, Agaricomycetes, Agaricales, Hydnangiaceae.
AUGUGGUUCUUCCAGGAUUCGACUUAUGAACCGCUUUCUCAAGCGAAUCCACCAACACGGCAUGUUCAGAAAGGAUAUUUUGCACUUGGCGGGCUCACACUUCUACUCGGAGUGAUCGCCAUUUGGAGGAUUCUUUCGCCCAACGCAGUAUAUACUGCACUCGACAACUAUCAAAGGAUAAACCCUCAUCCAGUUGCCCUCGAAAGCGAGAGCACAUCAAUCUCGUCUAGCUCUAAUCGUGCGGUCGUAUCUACUCUGUACUCGGACAGCUACGCCAUAGGCGUCGCCGUGCUGGGGUAUUCCAUUCGCUCCGCCAACAUCAGCGCGAGGCUUAUCCUUCCAUAUCUGGAAAAGCGUGUCUCCACAAAUGCGUUGUGCAUCGUGCGCGCUGCGGGUUGGGAACCUCACCCUGUUGCAUUCAUCCCCCCACCGCACCACGGCAAGGGCGUACACCCUAGAUUCGGAGACCAAUAUACCAAACUCAACAUAUGGACUUUCGACCAGAUAGGUAUAGAAAGUCUUGUAUAUCUUGACGCCGACACACUCGUCCUACGAAAUUUCGAGGAGCUGUUUGAGUUGGGGUUUAGUUUUGCUGCGGUUCCUGACGUUUAUGGUGGCCGACGAGGGUUUAUCAUUUCCUUCAAUGCAGGAGUUCUCGCCAUCAAACCUUCGACGGAGGUCUUCCAGGAUAUGAGAAGAAACAUGGAGACAGCGCGUUAUCCGCCGACGGAGGCCGAACAGGCUUUCUUGAACGUUUAUUAUGGCGCGAAGGGUGUUCGCUUACCCUAUGUGUACAACAUGAAUCUGGCCAUCAAAAAACGGAGCUCUGCACUUUGGGGAGAGUUAGUGGAUGAGGGAAAGAUUGUGCAUUAUACGUUACACAAACCGUUUAGCGGAACGGUCCAGGGUGUAUCUACGAGGGAAGAGGAGGAGCGGCGUAUAACGGAGGCGGAGAUGAAGGAAGAUGGGUGUUUCGCGGAAGAAUUUGGAUGGUGGCGCGCAGCAUAUAAUGGGUUAAUGCUCGACAAGGGGUCAGAUAUUGAGAGAUGCCGUCCACAACUUGCCAUCACUUCGUAA